AUGCGGCCUCCCCCCGAGCACGCGGCUCGCAGACUGCCGGGCGGCUCGCACAGCCGCGAACGCUCCCGCCCACGCGCGGCCCGAGGCUCGGAGCUGCCAGCACCGGGCGGACCCUUAUACGACAGCACUUUCCCAGGUUACCCCGCGCCACUCCGCCUGGCGCCCGAGCGGGCGCCGUUCCCCCUCCCCUACGUCGGGGGCCGUGGGCGAUGUGCUCGCCGCCCACUGAAGCGCGCACUUUGCCUCGCGCAUGCUCCUCUCGACUCCGACGACGACGAGCGCGAGUGGGUGGAGGACGGGCGCGCGAACGCACUCGGUUCUAGGAAGACAGGAAAAUUGAGAGAGUGUGACUCCAAAGCUACCCCAGAUAAUGGCAAGUUUUCCCAAGGCCCUGCGGUUGCAGAGGCGGGUAGACACCGCACGAAGGAUCCUUUUUGGAAACAGCACCUGAGGAACAGCAACGCCGCAGGGCCCGGCAGAGCGGCACUGGGGCCCAGAAGAUCGAACCAGGGCGCUAGUCCUGACUCCCCGCAGCAGGCCGAGGCAGCCUGGCAUAAUGGAAGGAGCAGCUGGCAUUGCAGUCAGAUCGUCAGGGACGUGGCCCCUGCCCCGAAGCUCAGCGCUCGUGGGAAGAACACUGGCCUUAAAGAAGAGCUGAAGUAUAUUCCCAGCCAUAAAAUGGAGAAGAACCAUUUUACUUCUCUGAUCUUGAAUAAAUCACCUCUGAGCUCAUUGUCUUACUAUAAAAUAUCUAGUAGCACCUAUGUCACAAAACUGAUCAUAAGAGUGAAAUGAGAUAAAAGCCUGAAGAUGCAGGCUGUUGUUACAAUAUUAGUGCUCAUUAUAAUUAGGAAAUAAUCAUUAGCUCUUUCCAAAAACAAGAAAGAUAAAUCAGUUCAAAAUACUUAUGCAAAAAUGAAAAUUGUCAUUAUUCAUCCUAAUAAUGAGUACUUUAAGUCCAUUUCAUUUAAGUAUUAGAACUAGAGACUCACUAAUCCAUGUGACACACAGUAUUUGUGUGUGUUCUUUCAGGGGCAGUGACUUUCCAGUCAUGGCAUUCGGGUAAUUGUUCUGGACUUCAGAGGUCGGUCUUUAUUCAUCCAUCUGCAAACAUUCAUUGAGCAUCUACAGUGUGCCGGGUACUUAGCUAGACACAGAGGAGAUAAACACCGAUUACUGUUGGGCGGUGUGUGCAGCGGGCCCUGGAGAGGUAGGGAGAGGGAACACUGACAGUAAACGGGUGACCGAGGAGGGCCGAAUGCUGGAGCCAGGUCAGCCCAGGCUGCUCGGGGCACUCUCCGGGGACCCAGACUGGGCCAGGGGCUGAGGACACAAAGGGAAAACGCAGAGCGGGGAGGCUCUCCCUGCGGUUGGAAGGAGCCGUGGGAGUCAGCCAGCGGGAAGAAGCCAUGGAGGGUGGGUGUAUUUGUCCCAGAAAAGAACGUGGGAGGGAGAGUUUGGUGCUCCACAGAUAGGAACAGAGAGCCAGAUCGGUCUGUCUAGGGUGUUCACACCGAGAUUCCCGAGGAAGCAGUGAAGUGGGGCUGCGGGUGGAGGGCCUGGGAGCGUGUCUCCUGUCCAGCCGUAGUGGAAGUGUGGUUCUGGGCAAGUUACUUGGUUUCUUUAAGCUUCAGUUCCCUCAGAUCUAAAAAGAUAACACCUGCCCAUACGACGACUGUGAAAAUUAGAAAAGAAAAGCAGCUUAAGUGCUGAAGAUGGUUUCCUGCACUAAGAACAAGACUUGGCAGUGAGGGUUUGUAUUUUCCUUUCCACGUGUUUUUACCCAUUGUGUACGGUGGAUCGUGCUUUCAGAGUGAGGCAGCCCUAGAGUCAGAGAGCCGUCACUCAAAUCCGUUUGGCUCUGCCCCAGCUACUGAUGGGAGGCUUGGCAAGUGAUUUAACCUCUCUCAGCCCCAGUUUUCAGAUCUAUAAAGUGCAGAUGAUAAUAAGGAAUAUCUCCCCCAGAGGGUUGUGGUGAAGUUUAAAUAAGACGGUCAAUGUUAAGUACUUAACCCAGUGCCUGGCACCUGCUAGGCAUGCAAUACAUCUUAAUUGUUGCUUGUUAUUUUAUUUGUUCUUACUCAAAAGUUCUUAUUAACUGGAAUAGUGUCCUAGAAUGCAGUUUCUUUUCCAAGAAAAUUGUCUUGAGCUCUGUGUUUAACAUCCCUGCAUUUUAGGUUCACAUAUUAUUUUUUUAUUAAGGUACAUACAAUAAAAUGCAUGACCUUAGUGUAUAGCUCAAUUUUGACAUGUACAUACACUCAUGUGACCAUCACCCAGAUCAAGAUAUUAAACACUGUCACUAAUUUUUUUCCCCUCCACCUAUUUCACACACUCCUGUCGCCCGACCCCCAACUACAGUAACCACCAGUCUCUUCUCUUUGUCUAUGACUCAAUUUCUGUUUUCUUUUUAGAUUCCACAAAUAAGUAAAAUCAUACAGUAUUUGUCUUUCUCUGCCUUACUUUAGUAUUGCUUAUUAAUUUUCCUAAUAGCUCCACUUUCAGACUCUUAAAGAUGCCAUGUUUUAAAUAAUCAUAGUUAGAAAUGUUAAAGAAAACAGGUUUUUUAAACUAUGAUUUUUUUAAAAUUACAGGCAACAUGAACAGUCACUCCUAAUUCUAAAGUCCUGUCACAUCCUUGUACUUUUUUAGAUUAAAAGUCCUGUAUCAUUAAAAAUAGGUUUUUUUAGUAUAGUAUCUUGAAUUGUUCAUAUGUCGUCUGUUUUUUUAGUACAAUCUGCUUCCAAUAUUUCUACUAGCAAGCUGUUCUCACUGCAGAAAGAACUUUACAGACUUAUUUUUUAAAAACACUCAACUAUUUCAUAUGUCAUGAUUGUUAUAGAAACAGUAUGUCACACAAUCAUCAAUGAAAAGGGAAAACCAGGUCUCAAGAACUGGGAGACACUGUGAUAAGCUAUUAGAUCAUCUUUGUUUUAGAAUACACCCACUCAAAAUGAAAAAAGAAUCUCAAUGACAUCCUGUUAAUAAAAACUAUUGAGAACUCACUCCAGCAAUUAAAAUAUCUGUCACCUGUGGGUCUGCUGUGUAAUAAUUAUUAUGGCCCUUUUUUGUAUAGUACUGUUACUUCCAUACCUGAUUUCAUUAAUUCUAGUUGACAUGUGCCAACCUUUGCUAUCAAGGUCUACAAGAGUAAAUGCUCCGAGCUGGAUAAGAGUUUAGUCUCCGCUGGUAAAAUGCACUGAUUUUACAGGUAAGGAAAAGUGUCAGAAUGACUUGAGUGAUAUGCUCAGUACUCAUAUGGCCAAAGAUAGAGGCUGACCAUCCUACAGCCUCCAUUUUUUUGCCUCCAGUGGUUAGAAUCAGUACGGCUUAAAAACGCAUAUUUUAGAGCCUGACUAGCUAGGUUCAAAGUCCAGCUCUGGUAUUUACUACCUACGUGAUCUCAGACAUAUUACGUAACCUCUUGAAGUCUCAGCUUCCUCAUCUGUAAAAUGGGAUAACAAUACUGCUUAUUUACAGUUAUUUGGAAUAAAUAAGUCAAUAUGUAUUUUUAAUGGUCCUUACAUUCUCUAACCAAUAAA
Messenger RNA from Manis javanica (Malayan pangolin), 3542 nucleotides. The record is from RefSeq and is a predicted model, not a curated record. Lineage: Eukaryota; Metazoa; Chordata; Mammalia; Pholidota; Manidae.